AUGACUUAUUUUCAAAGACACCAACAAAGACAAGAACAAAGACAACAACUAAAAAUGUCGGAACGAGAAGCACUAACAAUCGAAGAAAGAGUCGCAAGUCGAUCAGAUUUAGAUACGCUAUCAUGUGCAAUAUGUUUGUCGUUGGUGGCUGCACCAAUCAAGCAAUGUGCGUCUGGUCAUCUUGGUUGUGGUGGUUGCUUGGAUCAAAUAGCGAGGUCAGCAAAUCCAAUUUGUCCUCAAUGUAGAAUACCAAUUUCAAAUGGUAGAUUGUCAAGAUCACUCGUUGCUGAUCAUAUGUUAUCAUCGUUAAAGGUUCAUUGUGUGAAUCACUUUAAAUAUAGUCAUCAACGAAAGAAAUGGGAAAAGAACGCAAGAGGAUGUCAAGAGAUUGUAACUGUAGCGACAUCAGACAAUCACAAGUUAACUUGUCAAUACGUUCUUGUAAAAUGUCAACACAAAGGUUGUAAUGAAGAAUCAUUAAAUGAUGAAAUGGCUAAUCAUAUUGUACAAUGUGAAUACCGAUCAAAUAUACCAUGUCCCUUUGAUGACAUAUGUAAAUUUACUGGAACAACGACACAAUUGGCUCAACAUAUUCUAAAUUCGAUAUACGAACAUGUUAAAGUCAACAAAGAGAUAGAGGAUAUUAAAAUCAGGUCACUAGAACAAGAAUUGUCAAAAAGUGGUUCUAGAAUCAAGUCACUAGAAAAAGAAUUAAAAGAGUGCAAAGAAUCAAUCAAAAUUCAUUGUGAGAAUCAAUUCAAGUAUAGUAAAGAUAGCAAGAAAUGGGAAAAAGAUGCAAGAGGAUGUCAAGAGAUCGUAACAGUUGCAACAUCAGACAAUCACAAGUUGAUUUGUAAAUAUAAUCUUGUAAAAUGUCAACAUAAAGGAUGCGAUGUAGAAUUAUUAAAAGAUGAUAUGGCUAAUCAUCUUGCACAAUGUAAAUACCAACCAAAAGAAGAAAAGAUAUCAUGUCCAUUUGGAACUGAUAUCUGUAAAUAUACUGGUACAAAGACAGAAAUCGAUCAACAUAUUCUCAAUUCGAUAUCUCAUCAUAUUAACGUCAACAAUCAAAGAAUAGAUGAUCAAAUCAAAUCACUUCAACAAGAAUUUAAAGAUUGCAUGAAAUCAAUCAAGGAAUCAAAUAAAAAUACAAAGGAAGAGAUUCAAAACUCAAUAUCUAUGCAUAUUGAGGCCAACAAUCAAAUAACAGAUACUAAUGUAGAGGAUCUAAGACUAGAAUUGAUGGAAUUAAUCAAGGAAUCAAACAAACAUGCAGUGAUUCAAUUUGAAUGGGUAAUCCCAAACUACCUUUUAAAAUGUCCACCACCAAAAGCUCGUCAAGGCUGA
Messenger RNA from Cavenderia fasciculata, 1347 nucleotides. RefSeq names its product RING zinc finger-containing protein. Gene Ontology annotation, molecular function: zinc ion binding. The record is from RefSeq and is a predicted model, not a curated record. Lineage: Eukaryota; Evosea; Eumycetozoa; Acytosteliales; Cavenderiaceae. Bases 1 to 1347 code for a protein of 448 amino acids. The transcript has 8 exons.